CGCGUGGGCCAGGCACUGCUAACCUGGGCGCGCACCUGCAGCCUGGGCAGACUGCAGGAAUGGCGAGCUCGUGGCUGCUGCCCCUGGCGCUGGCUCUGCUGCUGCUAGGCGACUCCUCCGUCAUCCUUGCAUCCAGGGAUGUUAAUUUUACACUAUUCUUGAAGAGUUUAAUAGCAAAGAAAGCCUCUGAUACCAUCUCCCCAAGUCCAGAGACAACCCCUGAUUCUACCUACACAAGUCUGGAAACCAUAUCCCCUCCAGAUUCCACAACUCCAAAUCCGGGCUCAGCCUCCCCAGAUCCAGAGACAGCCUCUCUCCCCACCUCUGGGUUCCCCAGUUCCGAGCCGACCACCACAUCCCAGUCCACGAACUUGCCUCCACAAGGGUUGUCCACUGUGUCCAGCCCACACCAGGAUGCAGGCAGCCUCUGGACCCCCACAUCAUACAGGAACCCCGGUGUGGUGAUUGCUGUGUGUCUGCUUGUGUCUGUCUUACUCGUUGGCUCUGCGUUCGUCGCUGUGAGACAUUAUAACCGAGAUGCUCCAGCUUUCCAUAAUCUGGAUACGGUAUCUAUGGGCAGCGUGAGCCAGAGGCUGCCAUUUGCUGACCGCCUACAGUCGUGACUCUCAGAGGACUAGAGAUAUGGUGGGGGUGACACCUGGAAAGAGCAGUGUCUGGAAACAUUUCCCCCCCUCACCCGUACCCUGCUAUCCUGACCUGGGGAUAAGUGGCAAGGAGGACAACUGGAGCCCAGGAAUUUCAAGGCCAGUUUGGCCCACAGAUCUAGUACACAACUCAGAAAUGAAUCAAGGUGGGAUGGAGCACAGUUGUCAUCCCUGCACUUGGGAGGUAGAGACAGGAGGAUCAUGUGUUCAAGUCCACCCUGAGCUAUAUAUGGGGUUUGAGGUCAGCCUGGGCUACAUGGGACUCUAUCUUUAGAAAAAAAAUUUUUUUUGUGGGAGACUGGAGAGAUGGUUCAGUGGUUAAGAGCACUGUCUGCUUUUCAGGGGACCAGGGUUCUGUUUCCAGCACCCACAUGUAAGCAACCCCAGUCCCAGGGGUCCCGUGGCCUCUUUUGCCCUCUGCAGUCGUCAGGCUCACAGGUGACACACAGACAUACACGCAGGCAAAACACAUUAAAAAAUAAAACUAAAUAAGCAUAA
Molecule: messenger RNA, 1163 nt
Organism: Mus musculus (house mouse)
Lineage: Eukaryota; Metazoa; Chordata; Mammalia; Rodentia; Muridae
Product: predicted gene 3336
Exons: 5
Coding region: 60-623 (187 amino acids)
Source: RefSeq, a predicted model, not a curated record